Messenger RNA from Ixodes scapularis (black-legged tick), 1393 nucleotides. RefSeq names its product biogenesis of lysosome-related organelles complex 1 subunit 6 (gene Pldn). Lineage: Eukaryota; Metazoa; Arthropoda; Arachnida; Ixodida; Ixodidae. The transcript is spliced from 6 exons. Bases 106 to 666 code for a protein of 186 amino acids. The record is from RefSeq and is a predicted model, not a curated record. Gene Ontology annotation, biological process: intracellular transport. Gene Ontology annotation, cellular component: transport vesicle; extrinsic component of membrane; BLOC-1 complex.
UGCAGCAGCAGCGCUGACCAGAAGCGCUGACUGCGCUGACCACAAUGGCACUGACCGUGUGUGUGUGAAGGGUGGACUGGUGGUGGACCACGGUGAUCACGUGCCAUGUCUUCGGAACCAGACGGCAAAGGUUCCGAAGCUAUCAACGGGUGCGCUGUGCGGGAGCGAGCGGACAGCAAAGUGGAGUGCUUGGAAGAUGACAGCGGCACGAAAACGCUGGACCGUCUCGACGUCGCCAACAGACUCGAAAAAGAUGAGUCGCUCAAGUACGAUCCUGAAACCAUGGAGAAACUCUCGGAGGGGCUCCUCAAGGAAUACGUUGCCGACUUGAAGCGAGUUCGAGCAAACUUGGCGGAUCUGACGAAGAAUCAGCACCUCCUGAUUGACACGGUACAACAAGAAAAUGGAAGGUUUUCGGAGGUGCAGGAGAUGUACAACAUCGAGGAUGUGUUUCAGAGAGCAAAACUCUACCAUGCCAAGCUGGUGAAGAUAAAAAAGGACAUGGCAGACCUCUACCAACGUUCCAAGAAGUUGAAGAAGCGUGCUCUCAAGCUGCAGCAACAAAAGCAGAAGGAGGCCCUCCAGACGGCGCAGCAGCGGGAGCGGGAGCUGGAGCGGGAGAAGCAGCUGCUGGCCAAGGUGGCUCUCAGGUCGCCACAGUCGUAGCGGCACCCGCAGCUCGGUCCGUCGCCUGCGCUUCUGCCGCCGGGACGAGCGGAGGACAUGCGGACUGUCGAUCGAGAUGCACCAACGUGGUUGCAACCGUCUCGACAAAACUCGUUGCUCGCUGCAAUGUGGCGGCCGAGAAACGUCCGCUGCCCCGUUGCUUUUCGUCCAAGGGUCGCGUGGAAAGCCUUUUAUGAGAUCGGACAAGCAUAGAACUGGGAUACCUCGGCCGAAGGUUUGCGGUGACAAACCGAUUUCUGAUUGCACACCCAAGUUUUGUUGCCCUCGAUUUAAGCCGCUUAUAAAAAAUUCCCCGGUUUACCGCUCGAAUUGAUGUGUUGCGCGCACGCAUUCUGCGACGACGUUAGUUUCGACAGCUGCCUUUGCUCGGAAGAGAACGACUUAAAAAAAUCUGGCGAUCGCGUAGUUGAGACUAUUGCGCUGUCUCCGUUUCAGUUGUGUGGGAUCUGGGGACGAGCGGCUUGGUCAGGAUAUUUGGGAUGACUCGCUAAUUGGCUAAUGCUGAAUCUUCGCUUGGCUGUGCCUGGUGCUCUUUGACUGCAUGUGCCCCGCUGUGACAUCCGGAAGCAUUGGCGAGCCAGAUUAGCUUAAUACUUUUGUGUCACUAUUUUCGAAAGCAGUCAUCAAAUAAUGCAAGUUUGACUUCUGAAGUCUGGGAGAGUGUUUGUAGGCAAGACAUGAUGAACAGAACAGCGCACACAAAGAC